Fusarium pseudograminearum CS3096 is the source of this 291-nucleotide messenger RNA. RefSeq lists its product as uncharacterized. The record is from RefSeq and is a predicted model, not a curated record. The coding region runs from base 1 to 291 and encodes 96 amino acids. Lineage: Eukaryota; Fungi; Ascomycota; Sordariomycetes; Hypocreales; Nectriaceae. The transcript has 2 exons.
AUGGCUGGUGAUAAGAUUCCUACAGUCCAGUCUCUUGAGAAGCCAGAAAAGCUCGAGGACAUUCUGCGCCAGGACCGAGGCGAUGACUGUUUGCCCUGCAAAGUUGUUGGCAGUGGCGCAUUUUUUGGCCUCGGAGCCUACAGCUAUUUCUCUGGCAUGUCACAGCUUGAUAGGCAAAAGGACCUGAUCCUACGAAGCAAAUCACCUUUUGGUAUGCGAAGUCGCAAGCUUGGCAUUACCUCUAUAUCGCUUGCUCUUGUGUGGAUGGGACUCUGGAGGGCACUCAAAUAA